Molecule: messenger RNA, 2010 nt
Organism: Colletotrichum orchidophilum
Lineage: Eukaryota; Fungi; Ascomycota; Sordariomycetes; Glomerellales; Glomerellaceae
Product: T-complex protein 11
Exons: 1
Coding region: 1-2010 (669 amino acids)
Source: RefSeq, a predicted model, not a curated record
AUGGCGGGUGAUCAGGGAGCCGGUGGCGGCAUAGAAAGCAACCGUCGCCAUCUGUCAACAUCGACUCGAGCCAACGCCGAGAACGAGCCCAUUCAAGAGGCCGAGCCCCAGACGGGCAAGCAGACGCAACAAGAGGAGGCCAAACCCAAGUUCAAGCAAUCAUCACAAGUCUCUCCUAGAGGUUUCAACCCCCCUUCCAAUACAUCAACGCCCACGACAGCACCCCUAAUGGCGAGGGCGUCAUCCAACAGUUCAACUAUUUCCACCCCGAGUGCGCCGACAGAUAGUUACUUCGGAAGCGUGCCAGAGGUCAAGGCAUCCGCUCCCCGGAUCUCUCGGCCCAUUGAGCCCCCCGUGACGAAGGCGACCCUGAGCGAGUUAGACGUGUGUAAAAUCAUGCACAACCCGAAAUUGCGCCAUGAUAUCAACUUCGACCCCGAGCUGCACUUCCGCCCCAACCUGGACGGCGACAAGGGCAAGAGGAAGCAGCACAAGGCCGACCUGUUUUGGAACACCCUUCAGGAGCAGCUUAUUCAAUUUGUGAGGGAGCCAGAGUCCUUCUUCUCGGCACACGGCCAGGAUGAUGAUUGGUGCCUGCCCUCUUUGCUGAAGGCAGUCAAGGAAAUCAUUCAGACUUUGGUACCCCAAAGAGAUAGAAUCUACCUGGAUGAGGGACUGAAUGUCGACUUAUUGAUGCAGCAAUUCUACAGAGGAGUCGCAGACUUGGAGAAGCUGGCUCUAUGGUUGUCUCGGGUGCUCAAAUCACACUGCGCCCCGAUGCGGGAUGAGUGGGUUGAUCAAAUGUACACCCAGCUGAGCAACGGCAACAGGACGAACAAUGUGGAUGAGCUCGUCAAGGGCAUGAAGAGCCUGCUUAGCGUGCUGGAGGCUAUGAAGCUCGACGUUGCCAACCAUCAGAUUCGCUGUCUCCGCCCGAUCCUGAUCGAGGGAACUAUCCCGUUCGAGCGCAAAUUCUUCGAGAAAAAGAUUCAGGGAAAUAAGCUGGACGUUACUCAAGCAAAUGCCUGGUAUAGGGAUGCCGAGCAGAGAUACGCCGCUUCUGUUUCUCCCAUCGCAGCUCACUAUUUCGGCGAGAUGUCUGUCUUUUUUGAAGCCAUCUCACGCCUGGUCUUACCCUCGGUAUCAGAAAAGGCAUUGCCAAAUACCUUUAUCUUUGACGAAGAGCGGUUUGGCAAGCUCCGCGCAGAUAUGCUGGACGCGAUCAACUUGGAGGUCUGCAUGCGCAUGUACGAUGACCUCGAGAGGGUCGGCCGAUUGAACGCUCCCCUCUUUGCCAGCUCCUUCUCACAGUUUGAUGAGGAGCCUCGCGGCCGCCCUCUAUCCAUGACUCCCGAUUUUAACUUCAACACCCCGCCUUCGCGGCCGUCGAGUCUCGCCUUCAGCUCAGGUGAUUCCGCCACUUCAUCUCCGCGAUCUUCCCUCAUCCUCCCACCCCAGCCUACGUCCGAUCCCACGGAAUUUUUAGCUAAGGCGAGGGACGUAUACAACUCUCUGGUCGCACUGCUCCACACCUCGCCGCCGCCGCGGAGGCACGAGUCUCGCUGGGAGGCCAUUGCCCCCUCACUGGCUCUUCAGAUCUUCCGGUUCACCAAUGCUCCCGCCGAUAUGCUACCGGUAUUCGAGUCCAAGCUCGCUUCUCACGUCUGCGACGUCAACAGCCCGUUGUUCCAGGAGGUCGAGGCUCACUUUCACCACAGGCUUCUGAUGGAGCUCCAGAAGCGAGUCCAUGAGUUCCGUGGGCUCACUGGAGUCGGUCUUUUCACAUUAGCCACUGGCGGUCGCGUCCAAGGCUCGGGACGAUCAACCGGCACACCAGAUCGUGAGAGCUCUGUUUCUGACAGCACCCGGGAGACUCGAGACGAUGGCGGAAUCGAGGAUAUGGCGACUCGUUUGGCACACCUCGGUAUUCUACACUGGAGAGUCUUCGCCGGCCUCGCAUACACCGAAGACGAGCAAGUCGAUACCCUGAUGGAAAUGAACCAAUUCUAG